AUGUUCUCCAUGGUCGCCCCAUAUUUUGCAAUUUUGCAAGAUGCCUGGGCCGCUAUGAUGGAGAACAAGGAAUGGAUGAAGGAGUUCAUGAAGAAGAAGACGGAGCUUAUGUUGGAUCGAUAUAAGACAACUACAGCGUUUCUAUCUGAACAUGAAAUUCCAUACGUCGAUAUGAAUGCGGGUUUGUUCGUUUGGAUCGACCUUCGACAAUUUGUAGCUUCUAAACCCCAGGAGCAACAAUUUGGUACUGAUACUGGACACAAGAUACUUCCUAGCGGUCAACUAAACCUAGAAAGCGAGUUGAUAUUUACUGAUAUUUGCAUGGAAAACGGCGUGAUGGUCCUGGUCAUGUCUAUAUGUAUGAAGAGUAUGGUUGGUUCUGCAUUACUUUUACCGUGGGGCAAGAGGCGUCAAAGGAAGGUCUGA
This is a messenger RNA of Penicillium angulare, 426 nucleotides long. Its product is annotated as PLP-dependent transferase. The record is from RefSeq and is a predicted model, not a curated record. Lineage: Eukaryota; Fungi; Ascomycota; Eurotiomycetes; Eurotiales; Aspergillaceae. Bases 1 to 426 code for a protein of 141 amino acids. The transcript has 2 exons.